AUGGUCGCCAUUCUCGGCAAAGAUAUCGGCCCUAUUGGCUACGGCAUGGGCAACCUCACCUCCCCCCCUAGAGUAGCUCCCGAAGAUCAGGCAAUCGAGUGCCUUCGCACGGCCGCCGAACUGGGCUGCCUUGCCUGGAAUGCGGGCGAGUUCUACGGUCCGCCAACCCACAAUUCCCUAGUCUUACUCAAUCGUUUCUUCGCCAAGUACCCCGAGUAUGCGAACCGGGUCCUUCUGAACGUCAAGGGCGCCAUGGAGAACUACACGCCAAACGGGUCCCCCGAGUUCGUGCGCAAGAGUGUGGACAACUGUCUCGCGCAGCUUGGCGGCAAAGGAAAGAUCGACAUGUAUGAGUGUGGCAGGCGGGAUACGAGAGUCCCGAUGGAGACGACGCUGAACACGCUCAAAGAGCUGGUGGAGGAGGGCAAGAUAGGGAGCGUGGCCCUGACCGAGGUCAAUGCGACGACCAUUCGCGAGGCCGCCAAAAUUGUGAACAUCUCCGCUGUGGAGAUCGAACUGUCGCUCUGGAACACCGACCCGCUGCGCAAUGGCGUUCUCAGCACCUGCGCAGAACUUGGGAUUCCCGUAUUUGCAUAUUGCCCUCUUGGCCGCGGCUUUCUGACCGGAAAGCUCAAUUUCGAGGACAUCCCCGAAGGAGACUAUAGGCGCAUGCUUCCGAAAAACCAGCCUGAAAACCUGAAGAAGAAUCUGCAGCUUGUGAAACAGGUUGAGACGCUCGCGGAGAAGAAAGGAUUUACGACGGCACAGGUGGCCCUGGGAUGGAUCCUUGGGCUCUCAAAGCAGGAGGGGAUGCCACUCAUUGUCCCAAUUCCUGGAACAUCAUCUCCAGACCGUGUGCGUGAGAAUGCUGCAGCAGCGGCGCUUGCAGACGAUGAGAUGAAGGCUGUGGAAGCCAUUCUAUCGUUGAACCCUGUGGUUGGCGACAGGUACCAUGCACAUGGCAUGAAGCUCACCGACUUGUGA
This is a messenger RNA of Mytilinidion resinicola, 984 nucleotides long. RefSeq names its product Aldo/keto reductase. The record is from RefSeq and is a predicted model, not a curated record. The transcript has 3 exons. Gene Ontology annotation, cellular component: cytoplasm. Bases 1 to 984 code for a protein of 327 amino acids. Lineage: Eukaryota; Fungi; Ascomycota; Dothideomycetes; Mytilinidiales; Mytilinidiaceae.